Beauveria bassiana ARSEF 2860 is the source of this 903-nucleotide messenger RNA. RefSeq names its product chitosanase precursor. The coding region runs from base 1 to 903 and encodes 300 amino acids. Lineage: Eukaryota; Fungi; Ascomycota; Sordariomycetes; Hypocreales; Cordycipitaceae. Gene Ontology annotation, molecular function: chitosanase activity. The record is from RefSeq and is a predicted model, not a curated record. The transcript is spliced from 4 exons.
AUGGCUUCUCUUCGCUCUACUCUUCUCCUGUCCCUGGCGGCGCUUGCGACAGCCCGCGACGUACCGUCCAACGUCCGCGACUUUUACAACAGCCUAAAGAGCAAGGGCCAGUGCAGCAACAAGCUCAAGUCUGGCUUCCACAGCAUCGACGGCGACAAUGGCUCAUUCUCGUACUGCGGUGACCACCUUGACGACUACCGCGUCCUGUACCUCCAGGGCAAGAACGGCAACUUUGUCAACAUGGACAUUGACUGCGACGGCAUCCAGCAUGGCCCCGCCGACGACGGCCGCUGCGGUAGCUCCGACGACACCCAGUCCGUCACCUCGUUCCAGAGCAUCGUCCAGGGCUACGGUACCGGCCAAAAGGACCUCGAUGCCUUUAUCCACCCCUACGUGGUCUUUGGCAACGAGGGCUCCCGAAGCGGCUACCCCAACUUCAACCCGCAAGACUACGGCAUUGAGCCGCUGUCCGUCAUGGCCGUCGUCUGCAACAACAAGCUGAUUUACGGCAUCUGGGGUGACACCAACGGUGAUGACGGCUCUCAGGCCAUGGUCGGCGAGGCCUCCAUUUCUCUGGCCACCGCCUGCUACGGCAAGUCCGUCAAUGGCAACAGCGGCCACGACGACAACGACGUGCUCUUUAUUGCCUUUCCCGGCUCCGACGCCGUGCCCGGCAAAAACGGCGCCAAGUGGCACGCCAGCAGCUACAGCCAGUUUGAGAGCAGCAUCACCGGCCUCGGCGACAAGCUCAUCCAGCGCAUCGGCGGCGGCGGCGGUGGCGGCAACCCUCCGACCGGCGGCGACUGCUCAUGGCAGGGCCAUUGUGAAGGCGCUCGCUGCAAGAACGAAAACGACUGUUCUGACGACCUUGUUUGCAAGUCUGGCAAGUGUGCCCGUGGUUAA